This is a messenger RNA of Rhincodon typus (whale shark), 1830 nucleotides long. RefSeq names its product high affinity cationic amino acid transporter 1-like. The transcript has 8 exons. The record is from RefSeq and is a predicted model, not a curated record. The coding region runs from base 495 to 1769 and encodes 424 amino acids. Gene Ontology annotation, biological process: amino acid transport; transmembrane transport. Gene Ontology annotation, molecular function: amino acid transmembrane transporter activity. NCBI's taxonomy places the organism in Eukaryota, Metazoa, Chordata, Chondrichthyes, Orectolobiformes, Rhincodontidae. Gene Ontology annotation, cellular component: plasma membrane.
AUUCUGAUUGAUUGUGUUGACCAGAGAGGCUACAGCAGCUAAAGUCAGGUGUCCAAACACAGGCAAAGUAUACGCUAGUAAAAUUGGUGAAGGAGCGACGAUACGUUAAGCGCUACACGCAGAAGGGGAGGUGCUGCCACUGAUAUCAUGCAAAGUCCCUGGGAGCCGCCUCUGUAAUAGCGCGGGCAGGCCGGACUCGGCAAUGCAACAUUUUACUUAACAUCUUUCCGUGUGCGUGUGUGUUUGUGUUUUGUUUUAUAUUUGCACAGUGUGUGAACAUUACUCGCUACUGCACUAUCGCCGCUUCUGUCUGAAGCCAGUGUGCUCGUGAGCAAGCUGCUGUAAAGUGGAGCCAAGCCCUUUUCCGCCCAGGGAAGAAAUGAGUCUUCAUUCCUGGUUGCUGCUGUAAUUGUCUGUGACUUUCUCCACUUCAAACGUGCAGUAGACUCUUGACUUCACAUUUGGUUAGUCUCGUGUAGCAAAGAUUCAGCAAGAUGGAUUGUAAGCGACUUAUUUAUUUUGGACGUCAGCUGGUUCGUCGUAAAUAUGUGGACUGCACUUGUGAGGAAACCAGGCUUGCUAGAUGUUUGUCUACAGUGGACUUGGUUGCCCUUGGCGUUGGCAGUACCCUGGGAGCUGGUGUCUAUGUACUAGCUGGAGCCGUCGCCAGGGAGAAUGCUGGCCCUGCCAUUGUUAUCUCAUUCUUGAUUGCUGCUUUGGCCUCUGUGCUUGCAGGCCUCUGUUAUGCCGAGUUUGGUGCUAGAGUCCCUAAGACAGGCUCUGCUUACCUAUACAGUUAUGUUACAGUCGGGGAACUAUGGGCCUUCAUCACAGGUUGGAAUCUAAUCCUUUCAUAUGUAAUUGGAACUUCAAGUGUUGCAAGAGCGUGGAGUGCUACGUUUGAUGAGCUUAUUGGGAAACACAUUGAGGUGUUUUGUCGUCAGUAUAUGACAAUGAAAGCCCCUGGUGUACUCGCAGAAUAUCCAGAUAUCUUUGCUGUAUUUAUAAUUUUACUGCUAACAGGGUUAUUGUCUUUUGGCGUGAAGGAGUCGGCGAUGGUGAACAAAGUCUUCACAUGCAUCAAUGUGCUUGUGCUUUGUUUUGUCAUGGUCUCUGGCUUUGUGAAAGGGACACUCGAGAACUGGCAGCUCUCCGAGGAUGUCCUGAUUAACGGGACAAAUGGCUCUGACUUUGAAAAUCACACACAAGUAUCUAACUGGAAUUAUGGCUCUGGAGGAUUCAUGCCCUAUGGUUUCACAGGAGUGCUUUCAGGUGCAGCCACAUGCUUCUAUGCCUUUGUAGGAUUUGACUGCAUUGCUACCACAGGAGAGGAAGUAAAAAAUCCUCAGCGAGCCAUUCCAAUUGGAAUUGUUGCUUCCCUUUUGAUCUGUUUUGUUGCCUAUUUUGGAGUGUCUGCUGCCCUAACGUUGAUGAUGCCGUAUUAUUUAUUGGACAAGAACAGCCCAUUACCAGUUGCCUUCAAGUAUGUCGGAUGGGAUGGGGCAAAAUACGCCGUGGCAGUUGGAUCCCUCUGUGCUCUGUCCACUAGUCUUCUGGGUUCCAUAUUUCCAAUGCCGCGAGUAAUUUAUGCUAUGGCAGAGGACGGACUGCUGUUUAGAGUGUUGGCCAGAAUCAACGAAAAGACUAAAACGCCACUUAUUGCUACAGUAGUCUCAGGGGUUGUAGCAGGUAAGGAGCAAUCACCUACACAAAGAAAUAGCAGGGACAGUAAACAUAUUCUGCCAAAUGUGUUGCCAUCUGGCCUCUGACUUAAACCAAAAUUUUCUAGCUUUUAAGUUUCUAUUUGCAAAAUGCUGUUCUUUAUUUCCU